Molecule: messenger RNA, 6655 nt
Organism: Girardinichthys multiradiatus
Lineage: Eukaryota; Metazoa; Chordata; Actinopteri; Cyprinodontiformes; Goodeidae
Gene: myo1b
Product: myosin IB
Exons: 32
Coding region: 307-3807 (1166 amino acids)
Biological process (GO): actin filament organization; vesicle transport along actin filament
Cellular component (GO): vesicle; plasma membrane; cytoplasm
Molecular function (GO): ATP binding; microfilament motor activity; actin filament binding
Source: RefSeq, a predicted model, not a curated record
AGGGACUCUGGACAAACCCAGAGACGCCGCUCCAGCCACUCCCUGCGCCCGGCAGUUUGUGAGCUUUCAAAUCCAUCCGGAGCUCCGGUCAAAGUGCUGAGAUCCGGAUGAGAAAGCUGCUUUCAGCCUCAUCUCAUCCAGCAUAGCCGACAUAAGUUCGAGCCCAAACAGCCGGGAUAGGCUUCGGGAGUCCACUCCAGAGUUGGAGAAGCACCCCGGGAUCAUAGUUUUGUCCGCGGACUGGAUUCGGGACGAGGACGAGCAACUCUUCAAAGACAAAUAGAGGAGGGGACACCUGCAGCCAAGAUGGAGGUGAAGACAUCACUUUUAGACAACAUGAUUGGGGUUGGUGAUAUGGUCCUCCUAGAGCCCCUGUCUGAAGAUUCAUUUCUGGACAACCUGAAGAACCGCUUUGACCACAAUGAGAUCUAUACAUACAUUGGCAGUGUGGUGAUCUCCCUGAACCCUUACAGGUCCCUGCCAAUCUACACGCCAGACAAAGUGGAGGAGUAUCGCAACAGGAACUUCUAUGAACUUAGUCCCCACAUCUAUGCUUUGGCAGAUGAGGCCUACCGCUCACUGAGGGACCAGGACAAGGACCAGUGUAUCCUCAUCACAGGGGAGAGUGGAGCUGGGAAAACUGAGGCCAGUAAGCUGGUGAUGUCAUAUGUGGCGGCAGUGUGUGGGAAGGGCCAGGAGGUGAAUAAGGUCAAGGAACAGCUGCUGCAGUCAAAUCCCGUGCUGGAGGCAUUUGGAAAUGCAAAAACUGUACGGAAUGACAACUCUUCAAGAUUUGGAAAAUACAUGGAUAUCGAGUUUGACUUCAAAGGAGAUCCGCUAGGUGGAGUCAUCAGCAACUAUCUGCUGGAGAAGUCACGAGUGGUGAAACAGCCCAGAGGAGAGAGGAACUUCCACAUCUUUUAUCAGCUCCUGUCUGGAGCCUCAGAUGACACACUCAAGAAGCUAAAGCUGGAGCGAGACUUCAGCAAGUACAACUACCUGAGCCUAGACUCGGCCACAGUCAGUGCGCUGGAUGAUGCAGCCAACUUCAGGACAGUCAGAAAUGCCAUGCAGAUUGUUGGAUUCAUGGAAGAUGAAAUGCAGUCGGUGUUGGAGCUGGUAGCUGCUGUUCUAAAGCUCGGCAACAUUGAGUUCAAGCCAGAGUCUCGUUGCAAUGGCAUGGAUGAGAGUCGCAUUAAAGACAAAAAUGAUUUAAAAGAAAUGUGUGAGCUGUUGGGAAUCGAGCAGUCUGUACUGGAGAGGGCCUUUAGCUACCGAACAGUCGAGGCCAAGAUGGAGAAAGUUUCCACCACCCUGAAUGUGGCCCAGGCCUACUAUGCCAGAGAUGCCCUUGCCAAAAAUCUCUACAGUCGCCUGUUUAGUUGGCUAGUUACCAGGAUUAAUGAAAGCAUAAAGGCACAAGCUAAAACUCGUCACAAGGUGAUGGGUGUACUGGACAUCUAUGGCUUUGAAAUAUUCGAGGAAAACAGCUUUGAGCAGUUCAUCAUCAAUUACUGCAACGAAAAGCUGCAGCAGAUUUUCAUCGAGCUGACCCUUCGUGAGGAGCAGGAGGAGUAUGUUAGAGAGGGCAUUGAGUGGACGAACAUUGAGUAUUUCAACAACGCUGUUAUCUGUGACCUUAUUGAGAAUAACCAAAACGGCAUUCUGGCCAUGUUGGACGAGGAGUGCCUGAGGCCCGGGACGGUUACUGACGAGACCUUCUUGGACAAACUGAACACCAUCUGCGCUCAACACCAGCACUUUGAAAGCCGUCUGAGCAAGAAAUCAAAAUUCCUCAAUGACCACAGCCUGCCACACAAUUGCUUCCGCAUCCAGCACUACGCUGGCAAGGUGUUGUAUCGUGUUGAAGGCUUCGUUGACAAGAACAACGACCUCCUUUACCGGGACUUGUCUCAGGCCAUGUACAAGGCCAACCACAGCCUCAUCAAACAGCUCUUCCCCGAAGGAAAUCCUGCAAAAGUCAACCUUAAACGACCGCCAACUGCUGGAUUCCAGUUCAAAGCAUCUGUUGGCACACUAAUGAGCAAUCUGCAAACAAAGAACCCAAACUACAUUCGAUGCAUCAAGCCUAAUGACAAAAAGGCAUCCCACAUCUUCACUGAAUCCCUGGUCUGCCAUCAGGUGCGCUACCUAGGCCUGAUGGAGAACGUCCGUGUGAGGAGAGCAGGAUAUGCCUUCCGUCAGACCUACGAGCCCUGCCUCGAGCGUUACAAAAUGCUCUGCAAAAACACCUGGCCACACUGGAGAGGGCCUGCCAGACAAGGAGUGGAGGCCCUGAUGACUGACCUGCAGGUUCCAGCUGAAGAGUUCUCUUAUGGCCGCUCAAAGAUCUUUAUCAGGAACCCAAGAACGCUCUUUUUCCUGGAGGAGAAGAGGAAGCAAUGCCUGGAGGACCUUGCAUCACUCAUUCAGAAGAUUUACAGGGGCUGGAAGUGUCGCAGCCACUUCCUACUGCUGAAAAAGAGCCAGAUAGUGGUGGCGUCAUGGUACCGCCGAUACGCUCAACAAAAGAAAUACCAGAAGAUCAAGCAUUCUACAACAGUGGUGCAGUCCUACAUCAGAGGGUGGCAGGCCCGUAAACUCCUGAGAGAGUUAAAGUAUCAGAAGAAAUGUGAAGAAGCGGUGACCACCAUUUCAGCCUACUGGCAUGGCACACAGGCUCGGAUGGAGCUAAGGCGUCUAAAGCAAGAAGUGCGGAAUAAACGCGCUGUGACAGUAAUUUGGGCAUACUGGCAGGGAACCAAGGCCCGGAGAGAGCUACGUCAGCUAAAGGAGGAGGCGAGGAAUAAACAUGCCGUGUCGGUCAUUUGGGCCGGCUGGCAGGGCACCAAGGCUCGCAGGGAGCUCAGGAGGCUGAAGGAGGAGGCCAGGCGCAAGCAUGCUGUCGCUGUGAUUUGGGCCUACUGGCAGGGACUGAAGGUCCGCCGAGACUACCGAAAGUUCUUCAGGGCAAACGCAGGCAGGAAGAUCUAUAACUUCACCAUCCAGAGGAUUAUGCAAAAAUACUUCCUCGGACUGAAGAGCAAACUGCCCUCCAUGUCCCCGAUAGACAAGAGCUGGCCUGCCAGGCCUUACUCGUUCCUGGAUGGAGUCCACACUGAGCUGCGGAGGAUUUUCCAUCUCUGGAGGUGCAAGAAAUACAGGAGCCGAUUCACAGAGGAGAAAAAAGCGGUGUACGCGGAGAAGCUGGAAGCAAGCGAGCUCUUCAAAGACAAAAAGGCCGUCUACCCAAGCAGCGUGAGUCAGCCUUUCAAAGGAGACUACCUGGAGAUCAGCAAGAACCCGAAAUAUCAGAAACUCAGCAGCGGCGUUGAAGAGAAGAUUCUGCUGGCCGACGUGGUCAACAAGAUAAACAGGGCCAAUGGAAAGGGUUCAUCUCGAAUCUUUCUGCUAACUAAGAAGAGCGUCAUUCUGGCUGACCAGAAAACGGGGCAGGUGAAGGCCAGCGUCCCUCUGCCAGAACUCGCAAGUGUGUCGACAAGCACGCAAUGUGAUGGCUUCUUUGCUCUCAAACUCAAAGAGGGUUCAGCCUCUGCUGGCAAAGGCGACUUCUUGCUCAGCAGUGAUCAUCUGAUUGAACUAAUUACCAAACUGCACCGCAUCAGCUCCACGGCUGCAGACAGGGAGAAGCUCAGCGUUGACAUCUCAGAUGAGUUUCUGGUGCAGUUCAAGCAGGACAAAGUGUGCGUAAAAUUUAUCCAAGGCAGUCACAAAAACGGCAACAGCGUGUCCUGCAAACGCAAAAACAACCGCCUGCUGGAGGUGUCCGUACCCCCGUCGCCAUAAAAUAUAGAAGGAGGGUUUGUCGCCUAACUCAAACCCUCUAGGCUUGACAAUCGCCACCCCAGUGCCAAUCCUGAGCCCAAACACGUGCUGUUGUUUGGCUUGUUGUGUUGUUCCUUACAGAUUUACCCUGGCACCGCUAUAGCUGAAAUAAUGGGCCACUAAUUUCUUAAUUUGUUUGGCAAAGAAAGCCCAAACUAAAGGGUUGCAUGCCACAGAGAUUUUGUGUAAAAAGGUGUAAAGAGCUGAUGCCGGAGCACAACCAACUUUUGUUAUACCUGUGGCUGUGUCGUUGCCUCUAUGGGAAAUUAGCUUUCAGAGAAAAUGUCAAAACAACUUAAAGUAGAGCUCCAGCUUCAAACGUUUCAAACUCAUCUGCUUUUAAGCUGUUCUGAGUCUGGCAAGAAAGAUGGCUUAAAAUUUGAGAUGGGCUUUGACACUGGAUUUGGGCUUAAGUCUGUCACAUUUAGUUAUUUGACAAACCUGAAUACUGCAUUUGCUUUAGCCUCUGUCACAAACGGAGGUCCUGACCAGAAAAUUACAAUGAUUGUGUGUUGUUUUCUUGUUUGUUUUUUUUCUUCUUGGAUUACAGCACAGUUGGCAGUUGUGUAAAAGUAAAAUGUAAUUUGCUAAAUAAUUGUAAAACACUUUGUAUUCAUUCAUACGUGCCAUUAAACAGGUGUAAACACAAUACUAUACGACUGAUGAUCCUAUUUAUAUUGAUGCCAAAAAUUAAUAAAACAAAAGUUUUUGAUUGCACUUCACAUCAUUUCCUCUGUUUGGUACAGUUGGUAAUAAAUUACAAUCAUUAUUCAAUUUGCUGAGUAAUUGUAAACUGUAUUCAUGUCGAGGGUUAUUUGGAGUAGACAUUAGGCCAGUUUGAGCCAAACUUGGUUCCAAAUAGUUUCCACAAAUAUUUUUUUUCCUCUUCAAAACCUGACCAUUGCAACCAGUGCUAAUUUUGUGUGCAAUAUUGUCUUUAUAUUUCUGGCAGUUACCUUUCCUGUGCCAUAAGAUGUACAUAGGCUUUCUAGGCUGUAGCUGUGAUAUGGACACAGACUUUAGAUUCCUAAUUUUAAUGUGCAUUGGAUGUUGUUUUUGCCUCUACAGCUUUAGUUAUUGUAGUGUUUGAACCACGUUGAUCUACAUUUUACAAGGGAACAGACCAAAUGUUUAUGGGAUAGUUCAGGAUUUUUGAUGUUGGGUUCCAUUAAAAGGUUCUAGAUGGUUAAUAUCAUACCUACAGUAAAGUCUUUGCAUCUUCAUUUAAUAUAAUUCCAGAAUAGUUGGAACUGGAGGCUGAACCAAAUGGUUAGCUGGUAACCAGAGAGCAACCAAGACCAAAGCAUACUUCUACGUCUUAAAAACCUUAGUUGUUUAUUCGAACGUUAUUUUCCAUACCAUUAAACCAUUUAUGUGGAUUGUUAUUUAUCCAGAAACUGAGGAUUUACACAGGAGAUGGAAGCCGGUGGCGGUGCAACACCAAUGAUCUUCCUGUGUGAAAUGUGUACAGAGCACGCAACAUAAAACCCUCCUGGUCAGCGUAUGAAUUGAAGUGUUAAAAUAAAUACCAUUCACUUACUCCACUAAUAAUUGAGCUUUUUCCCACUGCUUUCCUCUUGUAACCGACAAACUGAUCAGAAACACAUUUCAUGUUCCAUUCUCAGCAUGUAUUUCCUACAUGAAGAUCACUGGUGUCACACACCUCUUACCUAUGUAGACCGUAGAGAUAUUCUGCUUCAUACAAACCGCUAUGAUCGUUUUUGUAACCUACUCUUAGCCAUGACCGCUUUCAGACAAGCUGUUAGCCUCAGACUCUGGAAGAGUUAUUUAUUUGUUCCUGGACGCUGAAGCUAACGGUCUGAAAUGGGCCUAGACCCAAGCAAACGUCUAUCAUCCUGAAACCACUACAGUAAAAAAAAAAAAAACAUUUAGUCGUUUGUGUUAAUGCUACUUAUUGAACUUAUCAAGUCAUAUUUGCAUUGAGCUGUUAGUUAAAUGGAAGCAUAUGGUUAUCUGUCACCAGUAAUCUACCUGUGUGGAAUGCAGUUAAGAAGCAUAACAUUAGAGCAGUUUGUUUUACACUGCUUUAACGGUGAAUGCUGUACAAGUUCUGCUCUCAGUACCCAUUUUGCUCAGGUGUCGUGCCUCAUACCACCAUAUCCUGUUCUCUUGUGUAAAUCAUCAGCUUUUGGUUUUAUAAAUUGUAUAAAAUGGUGUUGGCACAAAUCUUUUUUUAAGGUUAAGUCUUAAGAUUGUAUGAGACUGGUCGAAGUAAUCUUGAUUUAUACUAAAUGAAGAAGCUAGAUUAGAUGUCAACACUUGUAUUGAAAACUUCUGUUUCUGUUUUUUUUUUUUUUUUACAUGUUCUCAAUCAUUAGUUGUUCUUUUAUACAAAGCAAAGCCAAAUUUAAGAUAAUCAAAAAAUGCAUUAGAGCUUUAUUUUUAUGCAUGUUGACAAAUUUAGAUAUCCAAAUAGAUUUUUGUACUUCUGAUGAGGGCUUGUCUAGAGAAUCAUAGCACAUUAGUUGAUGAACUUUUUUUUAAAUUUAUUUUGAGACAUCAUGCAGGGAAGUCGCAUGCAUGGGGAGGGGUAAUUGAACUGACGGAUUUUCUUCAACUCUGUUUUGGUGUGGUUUUACAUUGUAACAUAUUUUUCCUUGCCAUUUUUUCCCCUCUUGAUUUGUAUUUCAACAGUGGCUAGAGCUUCAGAAUGAUAUCUGCAUUCUCGUGUGCCUAAUGUUAAAUGGUGUUAAGAGAUGGAUCAUGAAAAAACAAUAUUUUAGUAGAACGUGUUGUAACAUUUGCAAGCAUUCUUUUUAAAUUAAAUAAAGAUCAAUGAUAAAUGUUG